Messenger RNA from Metarhizium acridum CQMa 102, 1026 nucleotides. NCBI's taxonomy places the organism in Eukaryota, Fungi, Ascomycota, Sordariomycetes, Hypocreales, Clavicipitaceae. The record is from RefSeq and is a predicted model, not a curated record.
AUGGUCUCCAACAAGACUCUGGUCUACAAGCAGGUCCCCAAGGGCCUCCCCGUCCCCGGCCAGGACCUCGUCAUUGAAACGCGCGAAAUCGACCUCGAGAACCCCCCCAAGGGCGGUCUCAUUGUCGAGAUUCUCUAUGCCUCGUUCGACCCCUACCUGCGCCCCAAGAUGCGCGACCCCAGCAUCAAGUCGUACUCGCCGGCCUUUGAGCCCAACGACCCCAUUGUCAACGACACCGUCGCCAAGGUCGUCAAGAGCGACAGCCCCGACUUCAACGCAGGCGACAUUGUCAAGGCCUACGCCCCCCUUGCCGAGUACGCCGCCAUCGCCGACGUCAAGGGCCAGCGCGUCGGCAAGCUGCACAACCCCUACAACCUGGACCUGGCCCUCUUCACCGGCGCCCUGGGCAUGCCCGGCCUCACGGCCUGGUCCAGCCUGCACAAGAUUGGAAAGCCCAAAAAGGGAGAAACAAUCUUCGUCUCGUCGGCCGCCGGCGCCGUCGGCCAGCUGGUUGGCCAGAUCGCCAAGAAGGAGGGGUUGACCGUCAUUGGAUCCGUCGGCUCGGACGAGAAGCUCGACUUCAUCACCAACGAGCUCGGCUUCGACGCCGGCUUCAAUUACAAGAAGGAGAAGCCGGGCGAUGCCUUGAAGCGCCUCGCCCCCCGCGGCAUUGACAUUUACUACGAGAAUGUCGGCGGCGAGCACCUCGAGGCGGCUCUCGAUAGCCUCAAUGACUUUGGACGAAUCGUCGCCCAGUACAACAACGCCGGCCAGGCGUACGGCAUCCGCAACCUGAUGCUCGUCGUGGCCAAGCAGCUCACCAUGCAGGGCUUCAUUGUCAGCAACCCCGAGUUCGGCCCUGCCUACUACCGGGAGCACCAGGAGAAGCUGCAGCAGUGGCUUGCUGACGGCAGCUUCAAGGCCAAAAUGUCGUAUACCGAGGGCAUCGACCACGCUGCCGAGGGACUGGUGGGCAUGUUCGACGGCAAGAACUUUGGCAAGGCUGUCUUGCGCAUCAAGGCGUGA